Serpula lacrymans var. lacrymans S7.9 is the source of this 1959-nucleotide messenger RNA. RefSeq lists its product as uncharacterized. The transcript is spliced from 8 exons. Lineage: Eukaryota; Fungi; Basidiomycota; Agaricomycetes; Boletales; Serpulaceae. Bases 757 to 1578 code for a protein of 273 amino acids. The record is from RefSeq and is a predicted model, not a curated record.
CAGGAAAGGAUACCACUUUGCACAACAAGCAGUUUCAUUGUGCUCUUUCCUGUGCGACGAUAGCGUGCAUCCAGACGAGCUAAGCUCCUAUUUGGACGAAUUGAUGGAGGGGACUAAGGAUGCGCACAGCCUAGCACUGGAAACACGCAACAAGUUUCGCGAGACUAGAGUAGGGGUUAUGAAGAUCGCAAAUGAAAUCCUACACGUGACCGGUUUUCUUAACAUUGACGUUGAAACUGCAGGCAUAAAAGCGAAGCGUCAUGAAAAUAUUGCGGAUAUGACCGACCAUACCUCCAGGCUCAUUACUAGUGCAUUACAAUACACUGCAACUAACUCAGCAAUCUUCGGUUCAGCCGGAUCGCAUCUUGCUAUCAUUUUACCGGCAGUUUUACCAAUCGUGGGUCUGCUAGCGGCAACCUUCGAAAAACAUUUUCGAAAUCGGGCUGCAAGACGCACAGCCCAACAAGCAUCAGCAAAGGAAAUCCUCGAGAUGUUGCACGGGAUGGAUUGUGCACUGCAGGAAGUCACAAAAAAUGUUGAUGCUUUCGUGAAUUGGUGGCUUCAUACGGAAACUAGACUCCAAAGAAUGAAGACUGUUGUACAAAACCGGGAGUCUCUUGGCAAGUUGAAAAGCGAAGAGCUCCAAAGAAAUUGGAUCGCAAUAUCAAAGCAAUACCAAUUUUACGUGGAUCGAGCAAGUACAUUGGUCAUAUUUGUUCAUCGGCUCUGUUAACCUCUCUUGAUUGCCAGAUAAGCAUGUUGCAAGACUUAUAUCCGUCUGUUGCCUAUAUCAAGGGUCCAGAUACGACAUCCUCGCAGCCUGUUCUCGUCGCUGGUAAAGUCGAAUGUCUAUCAUUGACAGUAGUGAAACCUGAACUGCCCAAAGCCGUGGAUGCUAGCCUGAAUCAAUUUCCUUUUUCAGAAGUUAUACAAUCUCUCUCUAUACAAGUUAAUAGCUGUCAGGCAGCUAUGGCUUCGCUCGGCACAGACCUAGUGACAUCGGAAAGACUCAAGAAGCAGCCAAUUGUACAAGAAUUGUACAAGGCGAUGAAGUCAAAGUUGAUCACAGAGCUGCACGAUUUGCAUACUUUUCUUCAAGAAAUGACGAUUUUCCCUGACAAGUUGACGCAUGGUGCCAUAGCACCAGACCAUCCGCACCACGAGAUCUUACAGGCUCAGAUCUCGGACAUAUCAAAGGAGUAUGAAGCAAGGUGCUACCAGCUUAUUGACACUCAUACCCAUAUUCGGAUCGCCUUUGCCUCAAAUAAGGAUCAGUUUUUGAAAUGUAUCAAACUACACCCACUUCGGAGGCGAAAAACUUGCCCUACUAUAGCCAAAGAAAAAACGACUUCAAGUAACUCUGUGCUAGAGGUAGAGUCCGCUCUGCACAAUAUCAGCGUUCUUCUUCAGAAUCUGCACGAAUUUUGGAAAUGUCGAAACGACUGGUGCGUCAUAGAACAAGCCAUAUUGUCCUCGAUGAAAUCCAUAGCAGGAUCAUUGGAUUCCCUGAGAGGUUCCGAGGUAGUCACUGGUAGUGCUAGUCCUUGGCAUCAUCGCUAUUUUUCGGCACGGACUUAACUCAUGAAAGCACUUGGCCGUGCCUUGAAAUAUAUGAGCCGCUCGUCUGAAUUACGCAGAUUUAAUGAGGUCGACAAAAGUGGUUUCUUAUUUGCGGAUACGUUUCGCUUGAAGAUCUCGCACCCAGUCGAGAUGCGGGUUGAGUAGCUUUAUAAUAUGGUCGAGUGCUGGAUCGAUUCUUGCACUCAGCAGUUACGAAGUAUGCUAAUGAAACAUAAACAUAUUUUCAACUGAAUACUAGUAGUACAACCAGAGUAAAGGUGACAUGUAUAGAAAGGCCCCAGGGCCUUUCAGUAACUUACUAUUAGGUCUUGAAACUAUUGCUACAUGUACUAAUAGCAUCAUGUCAAUGUUGCAGUAAUUGUUUGAAAUGUCCCGCUA